This is a messenger RNA of Prosopis cineraria, 1056 nucleotides long. RefSeq names its product callose synthase 9-like. Lineage: Eukaryota; Viridiplantae; Streptophyta; Magnoliopsida; Fabales; Fabaceae. The record is from RefSeq and is a predicted model, not a curated record. The transcript has 8 exons. The coding region runs from base 152 to 823 and encodes 223 amino acids.
CUUCUUUAUUUUUCCCCACGAAAAUCCACGCUCUCUUCCUGUCUCAUUUUCACAUCUGCAUUCAUCUGCUUUUUCAAAAAAAAAGACCGCUUUUGCGGUGUCCGAGACCGAUUCAGCUCCUUCUGAACUCGGUCCUAGGGCUUAUGAGAACAUGUCUCGAGUUGAGGCACUGUGGGAGAGAUUAGUCCGAGCCACACUGAGGAGGGAAAGGAUUGGUGAUGAUGCAUUUGGACGGCCCGUUGCUGGAAUUGCUGGAAACGUACCAUCUGCACUCGCCAAAAACAGAGAUAUUGAUGAGAUAUUGAGAGUUGCAGAUGAAAUUCAAGACGAAGAUCCUAAUGUCUCCAGAAUCUUAUGUGAGCAUGCUUAUUCAUUAUCUCAAAAUCUGGACCCUAACAGUGAAGGCCGAGGUGUUUUGCAAUUUAAGACUGGUUUGAUGUCUGUUAUUAAGCAAAAGUUGGCUAAGAGAGAAGUUGGAACUAUAGAUAGAAGUCAGGACAUUACAAAAUUACAAGAGUUCUACAAGCGCUAUAGGGAGAAGCAUAAUGUAGACAGGCUACAGGAGGAAGAGAAGAAAUUGCGGGAAUCUGGUGCCAUCAGUGGAAACCUUAGCGAGUUGGAGCGGAAGACAGUGAAGCGAAAAAGAAUUUUUGCUAGUUUAAGGGUUUUAGGCAUGGUGAUUGAGCAGUUGUCCCCAGAAAUUCCUGAAGAGCUGAAAUCUCUAAUGGAAUCAGAUUCUGCAAUGACAGAAGACUUAAUUGCUUACAACAUUAUUCCCUUAGAUGCUCCAUCCUUAACAAAACUCUAUUAUGUCUUUGCUUGAGGUUCAAGCAGCAGUUUCAGCUUUGAAGUACUUUAGGGGUUUGCCAGAGUUGCCUCGGAGUCAUCCAAUUCCUGCUGCUAGAGAUGCUGAUAUGCUUGAUUUCUUGCAGUGUAUAUUUGGAUUUCAGAAAGAUAAUGUCUCUAAUCAGCGAGAACACUUGGUUCACCUGCUUGCUAAUGAGCAGUCUCGGCUUGGAAUUCCAAAUGAGACAGAGCCUGUAAGUCCCAAAACCU